Messenger RNA from Penicillium waksmanii, 2694 nucleotides. RefSeq lists its product as uncharacterized. Lineage: Eukaryota; Fungi; Ascomycota; Eurotiomycetes; Eurotiales; Aspergillaceae. The record is from RefSeq and is a predicted model, not a curated record. The coding region runs from base 1 to 2694 and encodes 897 amino acids. The transcript has a single exon.
AUGUCCACAUCCGAAAUGAAUACCCUCGUGCCUGUUACCCAGACCGCUGUAAGAACCGCAAGAAUGUCGAUGCCAAUUCCGGAAGGACUGAUCAUCAAUGGAACAAAGGUUCAUACAAUUGAUGAUAUGAUCAAAACCCUGCAAGGCUGUCAACAGAAAGACAAAUAUGACCUGGCACUCCAUUGUUAUGGGAAGCUGAAUGAAGUCCACAAGGUUGUUGGAGAUGGAAUUUGCAAAUUGUUCGACUAUGUUAGUUCUGAGGAACUAUGGAAAGGGCAUCAUGAGAGUCAUGCAGAGUUCCAGCAGCAAUGGGAAGAUGCCGUCAAGCUGCAGAAAAGAAAGGAGAAGGAUGCCAUGACGAUCGAAGGACAUCGGCGACGUGCGCUCACGAAGUGGGAUAACGGCAAUCCGGCAGGCAGAAAUACAGCGGAGUUCUUUCAAUGGGUCAUCAACCGCGCGUUCUCGGAGAAGGUUAGCAAGCUGCUGAAUACCGAUAUGUCCUACGAUGAUGUCAAACUCUCGAUCAACAACUAUGUCAUCAAGCGGUGUACCUUCGGAAAAGGAAGCGGAAGCCUGAAAUCAAAGCAUAUGGAACCUAGCGACCUGACCAAUACCUACAACUGCCGUAUCUUGUCGCCGAUAACGCAGGAUCAACUGGAUCGCGCAGGUCUCCAACUAGAUCAGGAUGGUUUCGUCUGCCCGAGAGGCGAAGGCUUUGACCUCCCUCUGAUCGAACCUCGAGCUACUACCUUGCCUCCUUCCCCUGAGAAGAGUGGUUCGCGGCCAGAAACCAUUACUGCUGCUGAAGAAUCUGAGGAUCAAGAUAUGGAUCAUGAGGAAGAGGAAGCUGAUAGUGUACACCUAAUCGACGCCCCGAAGAUGACUGAUGUAAUGGAUAUUGAUACCGACACUGAAUCAGAGAGUGAAAAUGACCACCCAGAUGCCGAACAGUCUCCGCAACAUGCACAAACUGAUCCUGCUGCUGAAGAGAGUGAUGAUGAAAUCCUUGUUUCGACCAACGAACGUGCAAAAUGUGGAUGUUUGCUACGCCCGACUACAUUGGUUAGAGCCCUCAAGGACAAAGACUUCUCGAAACGAAGGAACGGACUGAUUGCUCUGCGUAUGAUUGGCAGAAGACUAGCGAGGUCAGAAGGCAUCACGAUCAGCACCCUCUGCAACCAACAUGCUAAAGCAUUAGUUGAUGCGGUACAAAUGACGAGUGCUUCGAAAAACCAUCAGCAAUUAGUCAACCGUGUCGCCCUGUCAUAUCAGCACAUUGGUAAAUGGGAUCAAUUCAUGAAAGAUCACCCCCGAUGGUUCAGUUUCCGGCAGGAAAACAGUCUCGGCUUCCAUCGCUUCCGCCCUCAGCAUCAUGCUCCGCUUAUCUCUGACUUUGUGUCUUGUACUGAAUGGCUAUCGGUGGAGACUUUGAUCGACAGGAUCUAUGCAGGAGAGGCUCCAGACAUUAGCCCGGCAAAUGACAUGCACAACGAUGGCAGUACGGUAUUGCCGAACCUUUUCUCAUGGCUUGGAGAGGAUCUCGACGGACGACACCCGGAAGGAUUAUGGCCGCUUAUUCACCAGGAAUUUCGAAUGUACCAUUAUCAUCUAAGCGAUGCAACAAAAGAGCUUGGGUGGCUUCGCGGCAUGUGGCACUCGAACAUUCAGCAGUUGAUUCGACAAGACCUGUCCUACUACAUGGCAUAUGUCUUUUUCCGGCCAGACCAUGCAUGGCGUCUGAUCUCGCAUCCUUAUUACAUAAAAAGUACACAGGCUGGCGAACACACUGAGUUCCGGCACCUUGACAUCAAUAUCCAGGAUUAUCUUGACAGCCAGAGAGGUAGUAGCCUACUACAAGGAUCAGUAUCUUUCACGCAAGAGGACGAACAGAACUGUACCGUACUGCUGAAAGGUAUGCAUAAGACAGAACGUCUGGCAAAAUGGUGGAAGGAUAUCCAGUCCCGUGGACCCGUUGGAGACGGCUUUAUCUCGGGUAUCAAACCUUUCAUGUGGAGGAAGGAGGAUGAGGAAACAUAUGGCACCCAAUGGACAACGGAGGUUUGUGGUGUCGGUGAUGUGCGACUUUCUCUUCCUAUGUUGCCUCAUGGAUCGACAGGCCCUGCCACACGAGUACGCCGAACCGGACUCCCGUGGUACACAGCGAUCCAGGAUGACCAUGAAACUCUGGACUGUGCAGAGUCGAAUACCUGGGAGGAGCUGGCAGAGGCUCAUCGUACACUAAUGCCUGCAUCCAAGACGCCCUCCGGUUAUUCCUCUUCUCGGUAUGGUACAAUCCCGUUUCCCUUUGCUGCCGGAGUACAUUUCCGGACGGCCCGACACGGGAUUCCGAAUUGUUUGGUAGGCCGACAGAGAUGGGAUAGUCCCUCCAUAUGCAUGGAAUUAGAUGAUCUCUUUGGAAAAGACCCUGAGGUUGCGAGAGCAAUGGUUCGCGACUGGCGAGAGGAAGCUUGGUAUGAGUACCUACGCUGCUUCGAACUGACCAAACGCUUAGAGAAGAAGGAAUACGGCAAAAACUCAUUCUUCUACCGUAUUGAGAAGGGCAUGCUUGUUGACGACCAAGAACUGGGUCUGUUGCCCGAUGAGCCUGUUCAUGCUCCUGCUGAAUCUCAACCACUAUCGAGCAUGCAGCAACCUACUCCUGAGGCGGAGGUUGGCCAUCCUCAUGGCGGCUAG